AUGGAUGUGCAUUCAGAAAUAUCUGAACCUCUAACGCCUGGUCUGUCUUACGAAAAUAGUAGCUACUGGAAAAAUGAAGAUAGCGGUUAUCACACAUCUUUUACGCCAGGUUCAUUGGAAUGUUCCGAAGUAUCCAAUGAUAGUGUCAAUGCUACAUUAAUAAAAGGUAGCAUUUGCUUCAGUGUUCCUUAUCAAGUGGAGUGCUAUAAAUUGAGCCCCGAUGUCAAGUUAGUGCCUCAAAACAAUUACAACUUUUCAACAAAUUUUCGAAAUAACGAAUGCUUUAAAGAUUCUCCAAUUAGUCGGAGGGGUAUCAAAAGGCCUUUUCAAGAAGACUGUGAAAAUAUUAAUACCUCUUAUUCAUCAAUUCCUACACCAACAACAUUAAUAGCCGGCGGAUUAAGAAAAUUAAAAUUUCAUGAUGGAGGUAAAACAAAAGCAAUAAAGGGUUCAGAAUAUACUGAAAGUCUACAUGAUACAUUCUAUAACAUUAAUGCCUUUCCUUCAACACCAAUUAAGAAGAGCUGUAGAACAAGUUGUAAGUUAAACAGUCCUACCAGUUUGAAAAGACCAGCUAAAAAGCUUAAUUUUGUUAUGCACUCACUGUCCUGUGAAGGCAAAGGAUUACAGGCAAUACCUAAAGCUUCUAAGUCUAAGGCAGUAAAAAGUAUUCAGUUCCGACCAGAACAGAAAAUAGACAUUAUAGGGAUGUUGUACAAAAAUGCCAAUGUGACACCACCCCUUAUGAAAAUCUUCAGUUACCUAUCCAAUGAAGAUAUCUUUAAUUUCACCUUAGUAAGUCCACUCUGGACAAGAGUGUGGGAAGAUGUUAGUAAAUCUAGUAAGCAAUUGGAAUAUAGUUUGUAUUUAAGAAGAUCAAAAGAAAAUGCAGAGAAUAAAGAGGUUGCACCAAAAAUGUGUGGACAACAUACAUUAAAACCUCUUACAGAAAUACACAAUAUAAUUCCAAAAAAGCCAGGCAGCAGCCCUCCUGGUACACCGAGGACAAUUAGGUUCAAGAAAUUUGCUAAGGCAGCCACAUUGGACAUCCGAAAGCAACUGUCCUGUGCAAGGUGCCAUCAACCGGCCAAAGUGACAGAAGAACCUACUGGAGAAGAAUGGGUGGAGUGUACAAGUGUAACAUGCUCAUAUCAAUACUGCAAGUUCUGUAGGUGUGAACGCCAUCCUGGAAAGACGUGCUUUCAAUAUGACCUGGAUGGCCCGAGUCCCUCUAAGAGAAAGAAAAACCCUUAUGCAGUUGGUACAAAGAAAAGCAGGAAAAACCUCAGAAGACUUUUGUAG
Leptosia nina is the source of this 1302-nucleotide messenger RNA. The record is from the annotation of a GenBank genome assembly. NCBI's taxonomy places the organism in Eukaryota, Metazoa, Arthropoda, Insecta, Lepidoptera, Pieridae.